UCGACCGGGUCCAGUGUGUAGAACAUUCGAACAUCGAGUCUCGCAUGUUUACUAUGAGUUUUAUGUCGCGAAUCGCGACGGCGAUGUGACGGGUUAUCGCGUCUUGGGCCACAGGUGCACAGCGCGGCGCGCCCGCAUGCACCGCGCGUCCUCAGCGCCACGAGGGCCGAAGUCGACAGAACUGAUACCGGCGCGGCCGGCAAGCCGUCGAUAGCGCAAGAUUACGCGAGGGGAGGUCCUGUCAGCUUAGCUGGCAGGUGAGGGCGGUCAGGGCCGAGAGUGUCGCUGCUCAGCACUGAUCAACACGCUCCGCAAAGAAUGGCCCGCCUGCUGGUGUUCGUGGCCCUGCUCAUGGCCGCGGGCUACGCGCUGGUCGCUGCCGCCCCCGGCGCUCCGGUAUCCUCUCCGGAGCAGCUCUCCCAGGUCGUCGGCGAACGGCUGGCGCAGGUGUCCUCGCGCCUCACCCUGCUCCCCAGCGCGGCGCCUGGCCUGGCGGCGCUGCGGGAGGCGGCGCUGCACUCAGCCUUGGACGACUUGUUCAAGAUCCUGAUGCUCAUUUUCGACUUCGUCGUGAAACUCAUGGACCCGACACCCCUCGGUGACUACGCCUGGAAAUUCGACGGUGUCACGGCGCGAGGCAACCUGUCGCUGAAAGGACUGCAGGCGCGCCACCUCCGCGAGCUGACCGUGCAGAAGUACGACAUCCACCUGUCCACCCUUUGCGCCGAGGUCAGCCUACUACUCCCGCACCUCACGCUGGAGACCAAGUACGACACUGACCUGAACUUCAAUCUCGAGGACGGGUCAAACUCCGAUUUUCGACUGUUCGGCAACGGUCAAGCUAAGGUGGACAUGUGGAACAUCAAAAUGUACACAGACUUGUGUAUGACCGUCAACCCGGUUACUGUGAGGGUGGCCAACAUGAAACUGUCAGUUGAGAAAGAUAAUGUUGACGUGCAGAACUUAUUUUGUGAUCAAGCCGUCAGCAAAAGUAUAAGUCAAAUUGCAACAGAUGUUGUUCCCUCUAUGGUUCAAGAAUUUCAGCAAGAGAUAACAAAUUUCAUUAUGAAAUAUAUUAACAAACUAAUUGAAGAAAAGUUACCACAUUAGAACACUUAAUUUUUAGCAUUCUGAACAUCUACACUUGGAAAGUUUCAUACAGCAUACACCUCGUAACACACACAAGUCUAGAAUCUGUUAGUGCUGUAAGGAGGGCUCAGAAUAAAUAAAUUUGAACAUUCUAGUAAGAAUACAAAAUAA
Molecule: messenger RNA, 1260 nt
Organism: Frankliniella occidentalis (western flower thrips)
Lineage: Eukaryota; Metazoa; Arthropoda; Insecta; Thysanoptera; Thripidae
Exons: 5
Coding region: 319-1110 (263 amino acids)
Source: RefSeq, a predicted model, not a curated record